Messenger RNA from Orbicella faveolata, 1794 nucleotides. Its product is annotated as DNA repair protein XRCC3-like. Lineage: Eukaryota; Metazoa; Cnidaria; Anthozoa; Scleractinia; Merulinidae. The record is from RefSeq and is a predicted model, not a curated record. Gene Ontology annotation, molecular function: four-way junction DNA binding; ATP hydrolysis activity; ATP-dependent DNA damage sensor activity. Gene Ontology annotation, biological process: t-circle formation; resolution of mitotic recombination intermediates; double-strand break repair via synthesis-dependent strand annealing. Gene Ontology annotation, cellular component: Rad51C-XRCC3 complex; replication fork.
UCGCAUUACCUUCUGUCAUAGUUUUUUUUUCCCCUCAAUACCGCUGUAUAAAACCAAACCCCGGAAGGGACACCUAUCAUCAAGGCAGGAAAAAGGUCGGAGGUAAAUACCGGCUAUCUUAAAAUGCUUGAAAUCUGUCUGUUGUAAGGGAUUUGUUUGGUAGCUUCUAGUCCCAAUUGCAUGACACGCGGUGGUAUAAACUGUUGGAGCCCUCAUCUGCGGUCAGCGAUUCGGCCAAACAUGGGUGCCUACGUUAGCGGAAUUUCCACUCUUCCUCCUUGCAAGAUAUUGAACAACAGCAACAACGUCAAAAUUAACAAUGACAAAAAAGAGCAACAAAACACUCAAAGAGGCGACUCUGAUGCAGUCUGUACUCUACACGGUCAUUAUCCUGACUCUGCUGAACAUUUCUGCGCGAUUUGCCGUGCGCGAAGCGAUAGAGGGAACUGGAUUCUAGAGCAAGCCCACAAGCCCUUGCAGCGCGGUUCGCAAUGGCGGCAUGGCGCUUAUUUCGAAUGACAAAACUCUUUUGACAUUGUCAAUGUUCUGGUAGAUAAACAAAAGAGGUUUUAAUUCAACGUAAAGAAAAAAGCUAUACAAUGAACAGUGUGGAAAGGUUGGAUGUUCAUCCUCGAAUAAUAACAGCGCUAAAGAAAGCAAAGUUGGCAAGCCAAACCGCAAUUCUUUGCAUGUCAGCAUCAGAUCUGGAGAGGACCACAAAGCUUUCAUCGUUUGAUGUCUCCAUUCUUAUAAAAGCUGUGGCAUAUUCUCUUCCGUGUCCAACCAUGAGAACAGCACUGUCAUUAUGUAACAAUGACACUCACAAUCACAGUUCAAACAAGGGACAUAGAUUGUCUUUAGGGUGCCAAAUAUUGGAUGGCUUCCUACGUGGGGGCAUCCUGAGAGAAGGCAUCACAGAGAUUACAGGAGAGAGUUCCUCUGGCAAAACACAAACUUGUUUACAGCUGUGUCUUUCAGUUCAGUUACCACUUGAGCAUGGUGGCCUUGGAGGGGGUGCAGUUUACAUUUCAACUGAGGAUGUUUUUCCCAGCAAAAGACUUCAUCAACUUACACAGAGUUUUGCCAAAGGGGAAGCCAGUCUCACUGACAAUAUUUUCAUUGAACAUGCCGCUGAUGUGGAUGACUUACGGAACAUCAUAAUGCAUCGCUUGCCUGUGCUGCUGAAUAGAGGAGCCAUUAAGCUUGUGAUCAUCGACUCCAUUGCCGCCCUCUUUCGUGUGGAGUAUUCACUUGGAGAAACAUCCAAGCGAGCAAAGAUUCUCAGGUCAUUUGGGGCACAACUUCACAAACUUAGCAAUCUGUAUUCUAUCCCAGUUGUAUGUGUGAAUCAGGUCUCUGAUGUUAUUCAAACUGAGAAGAACAGAUGGAUGAGUGGAAAUAAGGCAGUAAUUCCUGCUCUUGGAAUGGCUUGGUCCAGUAUGGUGACUGUGCGUCUGAUGUUAUCCCGCACAGAACAACUGCUGCAGGUAUGUGUGUGUUUUGUAGGAGCAGGCAGGAUGUCAGAAGUAAUUCAGUCAAGGCUAGAGAUUAAUUCGCUGUUAGUCAGGAUUAAAGAACUCCAGUGUAAAGUAGGCAGCAAAUUAUUGAUUGUAAGCAGGCAAAAAAAGGUGGCUUCAGUGGAACCCCACUAAUGCGGUCACUAAUGGGCCAUGAAAAUUUGGCCGUAUUAACAGGGUGGCUGUGUUAUUAACGAGGUAGAGUCAAACAAACCUCUUGACUGGUCUAAAUUGAGUGGUCUUAACAGAUUUAUCACUAACAACUGUUCUUUAAUAA